Trichobilharzia regenti is the source of this 1827-nucleotide messenger RNA. The record is from the annotation of a GenBank genome assembly. NCBI's taxonomy places the organism in Eukaryota, Metazoa, Platyhelminthes, Trematoda, Strigeidida, Schistosomatidae.
AUGAAUUCUGAUUCAGUGAAUGAUAUACCGGAUACAGUUUACUCACAAUUUGCUUGUUUCGAUGUUCUGCGUUUAGCAACAGUUCGUGCAGCCGAGUUAGCAGCAUUCGAGUCCAGUGUUGAUGUUCUUACAGCUUCUGCUUUGACAGGACUUCAACGUCUUCCAAUUCGGUUGCGUAGACGUGCUGCGAGUCAUCGGAUUAAUAGACUACCUCGGCGUUUUCAUAAACAUCAUCAUCUAUCGAAAACGAAUAAUAAUAAUAAUAAUAAUAAUAGUAAUGAUAAUAAGAAUACUUCUACUACUAAUAAUAAUGUGAAGAAUAAGAAUGGAUCUCAUUCUGAGUUGAAACAAAAGCUAAAAUCACGACGUUAUCGUCGCAGAAAAUUACGCCUUCUAGCUUUACACACACGUCUAACAACAACAACAACAACAGUGGCGACAGCAAGUACACAUCAGAGUUGUCCUGGUGUCGUAGAAAAAUCCAAAUCUCUCUGGUUACCAACACAUAUAUGGCAUGCUAAAAGAUUUCAUAUGAUUACAAAAUGGGGUUGGCGUUUACCAUGGGCACCAACAAAUAAAAUUUUUAAAUUAUGCCAUAAAGCAUCGCAUAAUGGUUGUCUACUAUUUGAUCAGAGUUAUCUGCAUUGUUUUCAAGUAUACGGACCUGAAGUGAUGCUUGCCAAUUGUUUGAAGUGCAUAUAUCAAGGAGAUUGUCAAAUUGAUUCACUCUCUCCUAAACUGACUGAAUUCAAGACGCCUGCAUGGUCAUGUGAACAGACAGGAAUUUUAUUCAGAACAACUAGUCAAAAUGUAAAGGAUAUUUCUCGUCCUAUCCUUGGACCUGUUCGUAUUUUAUGGGGUACAAGGAAUUCGCCAAAAGAAAAUUUUCGUCAUAUUUGGUUAUGGCUUCAUCCGUCUAUCUCAGUGACAGCUUGGCAGUUACUUCAAGCACGUAUUAAAGAAAUAAAUUCUUCAACGUCUGAUAGACAAAACAUUCUACAGAUGAAUGAUUUAACUGGUUACUUUUGUCGACUUCAUACAACUGGAAGGCAGUCGCAUGGUUUGAUUAGUGAUAUUUUAAAACAAGCUGUAAAAGAUGGCAGUGAUGUAAUUACGAUGGAGACAACUGAUAAUUGGAGACUUUGGAAUCACCUGUCUACAAAUAUACGCGAAGCUGUAUGCCUACCACCUGGUCUGGUAGUCAUGUUAUCGAAUUGUGAAAGUUUUCGGUUGAAUAGACCACGUUUGAAGAUUCGUAAUAAGAAUUGGUGUACAGUACCAAUCAAACUAAACGACAAUAAUUCUCAAGCAAAGCCUAUAUCUGAUACUACAACGAAAGAAUCUGGUUUUAUAUUACCUUCUGGAAAACAAUUAUCCUGGUCAAAUAUUCAAGAGUCUUAUCCAGGUAUUAAUCAGUGUUCAUCACCUGAUCAAUUACUUUCUACAAUAUUGAAUUCAGCUUCAAAUGAAAAUAAAUUAGAUGUACUCUUAAUUCAAAAUAGUACACCUUUACUGAUACGUUCAUCACCUGAAAGUAUCGGUUGGGAUAUUAUUCUACGACGUAAUUUUCUACAGUUGAAUAGUAAUAAUAAUACUGAUGAAGGCAGUCUAAUUCGUGGUUCAUUAGCAGCACGUGAUUUCCUUGUGGCUUGUGUUUAUCGUGGUGCUGAAGUUGGUGGUCUACGGGAUUUAUAUCAUUGGGCUGGAUUGGGAACAAGUGCUGGUGGACAUUUUUAUUCAUUUCCAGAUAGUUUAUGGCCUGAUACGUUAGCUGGUCAACAAUCUGCUCAAAUGGUGACUGAAGAGAAAUUGACUCAUUUUAAGUGA